Desarmillaria tabescens is the source of this 1843-nucleotide messenger RNA. Its product is annotated as phosphoglycerate mutase-like protein. Gene Ontology annotation, cellular component: fungal-type cell wall. The record is from RefSeq and is a predicted model, not a curated record. The transcript has 6 exons. The coding region runs from base 272 to 1723 and encodes 483 amino acids. Lineage: Eukaryota; Fungi; Basidiomycota; Agaricomycetes; Agaricales; Physalacriaceae. Gene Ontology annotation, molecular function: acid phosphatase activity.
CUUUCAAUUACCACCAUCAUCACCGGACUUUGUUUUAUCAAUGCUGCGCUACGUUUAUAUUCCUAGGCCGUUCUUUAUUUUCUUUUCGAAGUUCGAAUACCACCAGAACAAUUGAUCCAUCCGUUCGUUCGCAUAUGCACUAGGCGAUCAGCAGUACGAACGUUUUUCGUUGAGUUCGCCAUCCGUGUCCCUUCCGAGCUUCUCUAUCUCUCGGACCCGUCUUCCGGUGUAUAAACGUCGUAUGGCAAUGAUAUUGGUUCACCCAUGAACCAUGAUAUUCUCGUUCAUUGUUUUCACCGUGUCUCUCGUCUGCGUUUCGGUCGCGUUCAACCCGCUACACCAUUCUGGACCCGCGUCGCCGUAUUUUGACGCGCCAUCGCAGUUUGGCAUCUCAAAGGAAACGCCUGAUGGAUGUGUCGUUGACCAGGCCGCAUAUAUCCUUCGGCACGGCUCUCGGUAUCCAGAACCUGGCUCUUACACAGGCUGGCAGAACCUCUACAACAAGUUCCAGAACCAUACUUAUUCUGCGCGUGGACCCCUCAAAUUCAUCUCGUCUUGGGUGCCACCGAUUGACGACGUAGACCAUCAGCCUUUGUAUUUGUCGAGUACCGGCGCCGGUGAAGCGUUCGCCCUUGGCGUGGAUCUGCGAAAACGAUACAACUUUACGCCAGGCGGGGAGAAUUUCACUGCUUGGUCUGCUGGUCAACAACGAUGUGUAGAUACAACUACCUAUUUCUUGCGAGGAUAUCUGUCUCAAGGAAACUACAUAAACGACACAAACUCCAAUCGAGGACACAUUGUUACCCUUCCGGACUCUCUGAACGAUACAUAUGCUGACUCGUUGACCACGUCUGCAUCAUGUCCUGCGUAUGCUGAGGCAAACAAUGGGUCUGUCAUCAGUAGCGCAUAUAGGGCUCUGUAUCAGGGCGCCAUGGCAGACAGAUUGAAUCAGUUCCUGGAAGGAGACUUGGUCCUAGACGACACUGAUGUUGGGGUAAUGGGUGACCUCUGUGGCUUUCUCUAUGAAGUUAGCGGUGAUCGUAGAUUUUGCGAUGUAUUUGAGGAAUCGGAAUGGCUGGACUACGAAUACGCUCACGACUUGAAUUAUUAUUAUGGGUCCGGGCCAGGGAAUGCGUUAUCGGCUACUGUUGGUUAUUCUUGGGUGAAGGCUAUUUCUGACCUGUUCGAAGUCGGCCCCAACAACACAGUAGAAGGUGGCACUGUGAUCCCGCCUCCACUCAUUAUGGGUUUCACGCACGAUAACAACCUUGCUCCCAUCAUAUCCGCCUUGGGCCUGUGGAAUACGUCGGACUCUGGCAUUUACCCUCUAUCCAAGACUCAACGGCGACCAGACCGGACGUUCCGCUCUUCAUAUCUUGUUGCGUUCCGCGGAUAUGUUGCUCUUGAAAGAUUGAUAUGCUCGGCUUGGAACAGCAGUGACAGCGUGUACCAUGUCGCCAACCAGACGGCGGCUACGUCGGUAGGUGAUGGGAGUAUGUAUGUGCGAGUGAGAGUGAAUAGUGCACCUGUUCCGAUUCCUGGAUGCGCUUAUGGUCCCGGAUCGACGUGUCCUUUGAAUCAUUUCGUGUCCUAUGUGAAUGAGGAUAUGAAAGCCGUAGCAGGUAACUUUGGCGAAAGGUGUGGGCUGAAGGAAUCUGUCGAUACUUUACAAUUCUUAACACAGGAUAGCGAAAGCUAUGGUCAUCAGAUCGUGUCGAUAUAGCAGCGUAUAUACAAAACAGCGCAACAGUAGUUCAGCGAGGACAAUGAGAGUGUGUCAUGACUGUUGCCGUACAAAGUGCGCUGCUGGGCCGUGAUUUAUUUUCAUGCUUCCAAUAUUUGC